This is a messenger RNA of Chara braunii, 969 nucleotides long. The record is from the annotation of a GenBank genome assembly. NCBI's taxonomy places the organism in Eukaryota, Viridiplantae, Streptophyta, Charophyceae, Charales, Characeae.
AUGAGAUAUUCAAGUCACAUCAUGGAAGCGUUUAACAUCAGGAAAGUGGUGAAAGAAAUGGUGGAGAGAGUAGUGGGGGACGACGCUGAUGGCUGACUGGAUGAUGUGAUGUUCGGGUGGAAGUAUAAUGAAGCAAUUGCGGCCAAGUUGUGCAAGCCGUUUGACGUGUUCCGCGACUUCAACCUGGAUUAUUGGCUCGAGAACUACAAGGAGGAGGACUGUCACUGCAAUAGAGAAGGGAACGCGAACUUUCGCAAUGAAUGCACCUUCCAGCUGGACCCCAGCGCCAAGCGAGCGCACGUCGUCACCAUGGAUACCACCAUCUCCGACAACCCGAAGCUCAGAGCGAUGAUGAACAAGGGACUCAACCACAUCCCCAUAAAGACAAUGGACAUCAACGAAGCAGCGGGAGAGGUAAACGGCCUACUAGACAAGCGCUUCGAGAAGCACGUGGACAUCAAGGACAUACCGGAGAAGCAGAAGAGAAGGUGCAGAAGGUUGGUCGAGGAGAAAAUCAGACAGAGGAUGAGAACCUUCUUGGGAUUCAGGAGGCACGUGGUAGCAGAGCCAAUCGACAGCGAGCAAGUGAGAAGGGAAAUCGAAAUGAUCACCGACAAGUUCCUGAUAACCCCAACGGACAAGGCAGCCAACACCGCAUCGUUUGUAUGUGUAAACUUCAUCAGGACCCUUGCACUUCAGAGGCUAUCUGGCCUCGACUUUGCUAAGAGCGAUGAGUUACCUUACUCCAUAGCCGCGAGAUUGAAGGAGGAGCUGCGUCACCUGGAACCAAUGCAAGUCAACAGCAGGGAUCUGCCGUACAUAAUGACCGUGUACAAAGCACACAAGAACUCAUUCAGAUGAAUUACGAACACAGCCGGCUCCGUCCUCUCACCUAUGGCGAACCUAUGAGCAUGUCUGCUCAGGUUCCUGGUUGAGAGCGUGCAAGCGUUCUGCAAUGAGCAAGCCGAG